UUUCUCGAAGUCCUGUCUAGAGCUCAACAGAUGUAAGCAGCCCUGUCUUCUCUAACCUCUCAGCUCAAAUAUGGGACACUUCAAGGCACGAGUAUUGAUCGUCUCCUGCUUAUUGUUUAUGUGUUAUGAAGCAGAAAAAUUAAAAACCAGAGGUCUGCGCCAGAAGGAUGUUGACUACAUGGAGAAAUAUUCCAGCUGCCACCAGGGUCCAGCAGGCACUACGGGAAGGGACGGAAAUCCAGGAGUGAACGGAAUUCCAGGUAUUCCCGGUCUACCGGGCCGGGAUGGUGCAAAAGGAGAGAAGGGUGAGUGUGUGACGGAGAGGUUUGAAGAGCCGUGGAAACCCAACUUCAAGCAGUGUGCUUGGAACUCUCUCAACUAUGGCAUUGACCUGGGCAAAAUUACAGAGUGUACGUUCACUAAGCAGCAUGCAGACAGUGCUCUCCGUGUGCUGUUCAGUGGCUCACUCAGGCUGAAGUGUAAGACAGCUUGUUGCCAGCGCUGGUACUUCACUUUUAAUGGGGCAGAAUGUGCCGCUCCGCUGCCUAUAGAGUCCAUCAUUUACCUGGACCAAGGAAGUCCAGAAUUCAACUCCACCAUCAACAUACACAGAACCACGUCAGUUGAAGGUUUAUGUGAAGGAUUGCGGAAAGGCCUGGUGGACGUUGCGCUCUGGGUGGGAACCUGCGGAGACUAUCCACACGGAGACGCUUCCACCGGCUGGAAUUCUGUUUCCCGCGUGAUCAUAGAAGAGCUUCCUCUGAGCAGCUGAGUCCAGAAACUUUCAAAGCACGUACGGUCCUAUAACAUUUUGAAUUGCUUUGUACUACACUCUUCUAAAGGUUCUUUAUUGGCUUUGCCGGUUCCAUGUAGAACUUUUAAAUUCAUGGAACCUUUUAAUUCCACAAAAUGUUCUUUAAAGUUCCAAAAAGGUGGUUUUUCACAGUGAUGCCAUAGAAGAACCAUCUUUGGUUCCUUCAAAAAGAUUUUGUUUUUUCAGUGGUCAGUUCUCAAAAGAAUCAUUUUUUCUUAGUGUGCUGAACAUUUGAAUCAUCUAAAGCAGGGGUCCUCAAAUGGCGGUCUGGUUCAGAAUGUCAAUGGCAGCACUAUUUUACAGUUACAGUUUUUCCGUUUCUGCAGUUUAAAGUGAGCAGCGUGUCAAAACAACGGAUCUGUGCACACCACAACGCUCAGGUUGUUUAUGAUGAUUCUUCAGUGUUACUGUAUAUCUUUAUUUAGAACCAAACGUGCUUCAUUCAAACCCUUUUCAGAGACAUAAAUCACUGUAAGAGCUACAGGUGAUGUGGUUAUUUUUAAUUUAUUGGCAUUAAUGGUUACACAAAGAAUCUUUACCAUCCAUGGAAUCUUUUCAUUUCACAAAAGGUUCUUUAUAGUGGAAAAAGGUUCUUUAGAUUAUUAAAAUGUUCUUCACACUCAGAAAAAAAAAAAAAAGGUUAUUUUAAGAACUGUUCACUGGGGAGCCAAAUUCUGUUCUUCUGUGGCAUUGCCAAAAAAAAAAAAGAAAAAAAAAGAAAAAACCUUUUGGAACCUUCACUUCCUUCCAACCUUGAUUUAUUUCUAAGAAGUACUUCUGCAGCAUUUGUUUGCAGAUGUCACUUGGUUUGAUAUUUUGAGAUAUAUUUAAGUUUAACAGCUCUCUCUUGAUGUCUACCUCUACAAACAAGGGCUGAAGCAAUCACAUAACCUUGGAUUGUAGUGACAGACUCUUAAAACAAACUACAGCAAAAUAAGUUUGUAAGUAAUUAUGUUUAACAAUUCGAGUCUAGACAGGUUCUGUAAAAACUCUGAAUAAAUUUUAUUGGCUAAUUUUUAAAUGUCAAUAAAGUUUUUUAAAGAACUCCCAACUUGGGUACAUGUUCUUCAAAGAGCAUCGGUUAUUAACCUAUGAGCAUAACAAAUUUUAAGGCCAUGAAUUUGAGCUCAUUAACACAAAUGUCAGCAAUGAGCCUUAAAUGUCAGAUUCAGUAAAUCUGUGUGCGCUUGAGCUUGGAGGAAUAAAGCCUGAGGUUUGGUUUGGCCAUUACACAGGAACAGCAGCAAUGCAACAUGGAUGUAAACAUGAAGUAGACUUAUUUACAUAAAACAGUUUUACCAUUGAUUUACUCUGAUGAAUUACCAUUAAGGCUGGGCAAUAUAGGUAAAAAAACACAAAA
Cyprinus carpio (common carp) is the source of this 2174-nucleotide messenger RNA. RefSeq names its product collagen triple helix repeat-containing protein 1-like. NCBI's taxonomy places the organism in Eukaryota, Metazoa, Chordata, Actinopteri, Cypriniformes, Cyprinidae. The record is from RefSeq and is a predicted model, not a curated record.